AUGGCGUUUUAUAUCACUGCUGCUGACGAAGGCACUAGGAAUGAUGAUAAUGUUGAUGAUAGACCUGGUGAGGAAGGUAUCGAUAAUAAUGAUCUUCCUGAUGAAAUUUUUGAAGAUGGUAACAGUAUUGAUGAUGAUGCUAACAUUGCGGCCGAUAAUGCAAUUAAUGACGAAGGUUUAGGCAAAAACGUUGGUGCCGAUAAAACUAUUGACCACAAAGUUGUCAGUGAUAAUGCUGCUUCUGAUGAUACAAUUUGUGAAGAUGAUGCUGGGGAUAUUCUUUUCAUUGAUAAUAACGUUGAUGACGAAGAUGUAGGAAAAACUGUUCUUGCUAUCGAUGACAAUGCUGCGGACGAUGGUGUUGUUAUUAUUGUUGCUACCCUUGAAACUAGUGAUGACAAAGAUGAUGUGGGGGAAACUGUUACAGCUUCCGACGAUAAUGCUAAUGACAAUGAUGUUGUUAAUGGCGUUGCUACUUUUGACACUACUGAAGAGAAGGAUGUUGGAGAAACUGGCGAUGAUAAUGCUGAUGACGAUGAUGUUGUUAUUAGUGUCGCUACCCUUGAAACUACUGAUGCCGAAGAAGUUGGAGAAACUGUUUCUGCUGCUGACGGUGAUGCUGAAGACGAGGAUGUUGAUAAUAAUUUUGCUCCCGAUGGUACUUUUGAUGAUACUUCUGAUGACGAUGAUGCUGAUCGUGAUUUCAAAAACUAA
Molecule: messenger RNA, 714 nt
Organism: Pocillopora verrucosa
Lineage: Eukaryota; Metazoa; Cnidaria; Anthozoa; Scleractinia; Pocilloporidae
Source: RefSeq, a predicted model, not a curated record